GAAACAGUGUUAAUUAAUAGUGAGGUGGGGGCAGUGGGCUUCUGGAGUCAGGAUAUGUGUGAUCCAUGUGGACGUAGUAGGGAGUCAGAAGUCCAUCCUGAGGUCUAACCCCAUCUUUCCUCCUCCAUUCCCUCCCUCAUCCUGCAGCAUGGCCCUACCAUCUCUACCCCUGCUGGCAACCCUGGCUCUGGCCUGGGUCCCUGCAGCCUUAGCUGAUGCUCUGGAAGGAGACAGCUCAGAGGACCGGGCUUUCCGCGUGCGCAUAGCGGGUGACGCGCCGCUGCAGGGCGUGCUGGGCGGCGCCCUCACCAUCCCGUGCCACGUUCACUACCUGCGGCCGUCGCCAAGCCGCCGGGCCGCGCAGGGCUCCCCCCGGGUCAAGUGGACCUUCCUGUCCGGCGGCCGGGAGGCCGAGGUGCUAGUGGCGCGGGGGCUACGCGUCAAGGUGAGCGAGGCCUACCGGUUCCGCGUGGCACUGCCUGCCUACCCGGCGUCACUCACCGAUGUCUCCCUGGUGCUGAGCGAGCUGCGGCCCAACGACUCGGGCAUCUACCGCUGCGAGGUCCAGCACGGCAUCGACGACAGCAGCGACGCUGUGGAGGUCAAGGUCAAAGGGGUCGUCUUUCUCUACCGGGAGGGCUCUGCCCGCUAUGCUUUCUCCUUCGCUGGGGCCCAGGAGGCCUGUGCCCGCAUUGGAGCCCGAAUCGCCACUCCGGAGCAGCUCUAUGCCGCCUAUCUUGGGGGCUAUGAACAGUGUGAUGCUGGCUGGUUGUCCGACCAGACCGUGAGAUAUCCCAUCCAGACUCCACGAGAGGCCUGUUAUGGAGACAUGGAUGGCUUCCCUGGGGUCCGGAACUAUGGAGUGGUGGACCCGGAUGACCUCUAUGAUGUCUACUGUUAUGCUGAAGAACUAAAUGGAGAGCUGUUCCUGGGUGCCCCUCCAGACAAGCUGACAUUGGAGGAGGCACAGGCGUACUGCCAGGAGCGGGGUGCUAAGAUUGCAACCACGGGCCAGCUGUAUGCAGCCUGGGAUGGUGGCCUGGACCGCUGCAGCCCAGGCUGGCUGGCUGACGGCAGUGUGCGCUACCCCAUCAUCACACCCAGCCAGCGCUGUGGUGGGGGCCUCCCUGGUGUCAAGACUCUCUUCCUCUUCCCCAACCAGACCGGCUUCCCCAACAAGCACAGCCGCUUCAAUGUCUACUGCUUCCGAGACUCGGCCCAGCCCUCUGCCAUCCCUGAGGCCUCCAGCCCAGCCUCUGACCUGGCCUCUGAUACACUGGAAGCCAUUGUCACAGUGACAGAGACCCUGGAGGAACUGCAGCUGCCUCAGGAAGCUGUGGAGAGCGAGUCCCGGGGAGCCAUCUACUCCAUUCCCAUUAUGGAGGAUGGAGCAGGUGGAAGCUCCACUCCAGAAGACCCAGCAGAGGCCCCUAGGACCCUCCUAGAAUUUGAAACCCAAUCCAUUGUACCUCCCCUGGGGUCCUCAGAAGAGGAAGGCAAGGUGUUGGAGGAAGAAGAGAAAUACAAGGAUGAAGAAGAGAAAGAAGAGGAAGAAGAAGAGGAGGAGGUGGAGGACGAGGCCCUGUGGGCCUGGCCCAGUGAGCUCAGCAGCCUGGACCCAGAGGCCCCUCUCCCCACUGAGCUGGCUCCAGAGGAGUCACUCUCCCAGGCAUCCCCACCAGUGAGGGCAGUCCUGCAGCCUGAUGCAUCACCACCUCCGAAUGGAGAGCCAGAGGCUCCCAGGCCUCCAACGGUCCUUGGACCACCCACUGAGACCCUGUCCACUCCCAGGGAGGGGAACCUGGCAUCCCCAUCACCUUCCACUCCGGUUGGGGCAAGAGAGAUAGGGGAGGAGACUGGGGGUCUUAAGCUGUCUGGGGUCCCUCGAGGAGAGAGUGAGGAGACAGGGAGCUCCGAGGAUGCCCCUUCCCUGCUUGCAGCCACACGGGUCCCUGAGGGUACCAGGGAUCUGGAGACCCCUUCUGAAGAGAAUUCUGGAAGAACUGUCCCAGCAGGGACUUCAGUGCAUGCUCAGCCGGUGCUGCCCACUGACAGUGCCAGCCAUGGUGGAGUGGCCGUGGCCCCCUCAUCAGGUAACUUUGCCCAAGGCUCAACCUCCCUCUUUAUCCUCCUCCUCUUUCUCCCCCUGCAGCUCUGGAUCACCUGACCUAUAGUCCUGUAACCCACCAUUGCCCCAGACUCUCUUGUCCUUUGCCUUCAUUCUCCUACCCACCUCUACCUGUGGGCUUCCAAUCUUGGAUACCCCACCUUGUGACUUCCAUUCCAGGUCUCUGAGUCCUCACCCUGUAAUCCCCAACUCCAUGACUCCCACCCUGUGACCCUAUCCCUGUUUCUGAAAUCCACACUGUGACCCCCAGCCCUACCACCAAACACCUAGAACUUUUUCCUACCCUCGGCUCUCUACCUGUGACUCACAUCUCACAUCUCACAGAGGACCCUCAUGCCUUGUUCAGUGGGUGCCCUCAUUGCCUUUUGCGUUCUUCAAGGCCCAGGCCCAUCCUCCACUGCUUCCUCCCCCUCCUGUGUGCCACCUCCCUUCAGCUGCCUCCCACUGGUAUCAGGGAAUCCUGGGAUCCCGUGCCCACCCCUCAACCUUUGGGGUCCAGGAGAGCCCUAUCCCCACAGAGCCUUAAGCAGCUACUUCUGUGAAGUACUUUUUUCGACUGUUUCAUGGAAACAAGCCUUGGAAAUAAAUCUCUA
Molecule: messenger RNA, 2721 nt
Organism: Physeter macrocephalus (sperm whale)
Lineage: Eukaryota; Metazoa; Chordata; Mammalia; Artiodactyla; Physeteridae
Product: brevican core protein
Exons: 7
Coding region: 149-2167 (672 amino acids)
Biological process (GO): glial cell differentiation; cell adhesion; skeletal system development
Cellular component (GO): synapse; perineuronal net
Molecular function (GO): hyaluronic acid binding
Source: RefSeq, a predicted model, not a curated record